UCUCACCCCCGUGUUACUGGGUAGAACAAAACAAAAACAAACAGAGCGAGAGGGGCCAGAGACGCUCCGAGGCGGCGGAAGAGGCUGAGGAGCGGGGUCGGGACUGACGGACCGGAGGCCGUGAGGAGCGGCGGCUGCGGCGGAGGCCCGAGGGAAAUAGAUCCUAAAGGAAGACUUCCAUUUUUGGGUAAUUUAAUCAGUGCAAGUGAAAUUAAGGAACAAUGGAUAUAGAAAAUGAGCAGAUACUGAAUGUAAACCCCACAGAUCCUGAUAAUUUAAGUGAUUCUCUGUUUUCUGGUGAUGAAGAAAAUGGUGGAACUGAAGAAAUAAAAAAUGAGAUAAAUGGGAAUUGGAUUUCAGCAUCCUCCAUUAAUGAAGCUAGAAUUAAUGCUAAGGCAAAACGGAGACUACGGAAAAACUCAUCCCGGGACUCUGGCAGAGGUGAUUCGGUCAGUGAUACUGGAAGUGAAGCCCUUCGAAGUGGAGUUACUGUCCCAACCAGUCCCAAGGGAAGGCUGCUAGAUAGAAGGUCCAGAUCUGGGAAAGGAAGGGGACUACCAAAGAAAGGUGGUGCAGGAGGCAAAGGUGUCUGGGGUACACCUGGACAGGUGUAUGAUGUAGAGGAAGUGGAUGUAAAAGAUCCCAACUAUGAUGAUGACCAGGAGAACUGUGUUUAUGAAACUGUAGUUUUGCCUUUGGAUGAAAGGGCAUUUGAGAAGACUUUAACACCAAUCAUACAGGAAUAUUUUGAGCAUGGAGAUACUAAUGAAGUUGCGGAAAUGCUGAGAGAUUUAAACCUUGGUGAAAUGAAAAGUGGCGUACCAGUACUAGCAGUGUCCUUGGCAUUGGAGGGAAAGGCUAGUCAUAGAGAAAUGACAUCUAAACUUCUUUCUGACCUUUGUGGAACAGUAAUGAGCACAAAUGAUGUGGAAAAAUCAUUUGAUAAGUUGUUGAAAGACCUACCUGAAUUAGCAUUGGAUACUCCUAGGGCACCACAGUUGGUGGGCCAGUUUAUUGCUAGAGCUGUUGGAGAUGGAAUUUUAUGUAAUACCUAUAUUGAUAGUUACAAAGGAACUGUAGAUUGUGUGCAGGCUAGAGCUGCAUUGGACAAAGCUACUGUGCUCCUAAGUAUGUCUAAAGGUAGAAAACGCAAAGAUAGUGUGUGGGGCUCUGGAGGUGGGCAACAGUCUGUUAAUCACCUUGUUAAGGAGAUUGAUAUGCUGCUGAAGGAGUAUUUACUCUCUGGAGACAUAUCUGAAGCUGAACAUUGUCUUAAGGAGCUGGAAGUACCUCAUUUUCACCAUGAACUUGUAUAUGAAGCCAUAGUAUUGGUCUUGGAGUCAACUGGAGAAAAUACAUUUAAGAUGAUUUUGGAUUUAUUAAAAUCUCUUUGGAAAUCUUCAACCAUUACUCUAGACCAAAUGAAAAGAGGUUACGAAAGAAUUUACAAUGAAAUUCCCGACAUUAAUCUGGAUGUUCCACAUUCAUACUCUGUGCUUGAGCGAUUUGUAGAAGAAUGUUUUCAGGCUGGAAUUAUUUCCAAACAACUUAGAGAUCUUUGUCCUUCAAGUUUUCUUAUGAGAAGUGCACAUUUUGUGUGUUCCUUGGAUAUUGGUCUCAAGUCAGAGAAUAAGGGGCAGAAAACGUUUUGUGAGUGAAGGAGAUGGAGGUCGUCUAAAACCAGAGAGCUACUGAAUAUAAGAACUCUUGCAGUCUUAGAUGUUAUAAAAUUACAUAUAUGUCUGAAUUGUAAGAGUUAUCAGCACAGUUUUUUUAUGCACUUGUUUUGGGUACAAGGCAUUUCUGAAAUUUUAUAAACACAUUUAAGGGGAAUUUUUAAAGCAAAUGUUUUUUUUUUUAGUUUUUUUUUUUUUGAGGGUAUAAAGGAGGGACAGAAAAGUAACCACUUUUUAAGUGGAAUAGUCUCACAAGCUACCUUUUUUUGUAAGUGCCAUGUUUCUGAUGUAAUCAUUCCAAGUUUUGCAUUGAUGUCUGACUGCCACUCCUUUCUUUCAAGGACAGUGUUUUUGUAGUAAAAUCACUGGUUGAUACAAAGCUUUAUUUAGGGGGUAAAGUUAAGCUGCUAAAACCCCAUGUUGGCUGCUGCUGUUGAAAUACUGUGCUUUGGGAGUAAGAAAAAUAUAUAUAUAUAUUUCUUUGUCUUAAAGAAUCUUAAGAAAAUGAGUUAGUCUUGAGACUUAAUUCAUCUGUCCAGGAAACAUUGAUUGGUCUUAAAGACUAGACAGUUAAGUAAAUGGUGGCUGGAACAUCUAUUUUUCUACAAAACUGGAAAAGUGAACCCGGUUCUAGAAGAAUGUAUAACAAAAUAAAACACGUGAAGCAGUA
This is a messenger RNA of Erinaceus europaeus (western European hedgehog), 2346 nucleotides long. RefSeq names its product programmed cell death 4 (gene PDCD4). Lineage: Eukaryota; Metazoa; Chordata; Mammalia; Eulipotyphla; Erinaceidae. The transcript is spliced from 13 exons. The record is from RefSeq and is a predicted model, not a curated record. Gene Ontology annotation, cellular component: cytosol; nucleus. Gene Ontology annotation, biological process: negative regulation of DNA-templated transcription. The coding region runs from base 222 to 1658 and encodes 478 amino acids.